Alosa sapidissima (American shad) is the source of this 2442-nucleotide messenger RNA. RefSeq names its product poly(rC) binding protein 4 (gene pcbp4). Gene Ontology annotation, biological process: negative regulation of mRNA splicing, via spliceosome. Gene Ontology annotation, molecular function: mRNA binding. Gene Ontology annotation, cellular component: nucleus; cytoplasm. The record is from RefSeq and is a predicted model, not a curated record. The transcript is spliced from 14 exons. Lineage: Eukaryota; Metazoa; Chordata; Actinopteri; Clupeiformes; Clupeidae. The coding region runs from base 468 to 1853 and encodes 461 amino acids.
AGUUGAGGUGGUGAGACUAAAGCGCUAAAAGACGCGCAACCUUGGCAAUAUCAGGAUACAUUUUACCACAUCUGCUAACCAUGGCCAGGUCGCAGUGAGCUGUCAAAAUGCCCUUACCCACAGUGCAUUGUUUUUCCUUAGCCUCUUGCAAUCGGAUGGAGCUCAUAGACAGUGAAAAGAGGUAGUCCUACGUCUGCAUCCCUUGCUGCCUCCUCUGCCUCCCUCCCCCUCCUCGCUCAGGCGCUGCCUUAUCCACUCGGCUUGUUAUUACACUGAAAUCGGUUUUUUUUUUUGCUACAGUACAAGGUUUGCAUGGACAAUGAUGCAAUCAGCUGAGGAUAUGUUAUUAUAAUACGGACGUGUAUGUUAAGAGUGUGCCAUUCAAGACAGCGAUAAUAAGAGUGGUAACGGGAAGUCAAAGGUCCCCACAUUGUACCGCCAGCCCACCUGCUGACCAGGCCACUUACAUGCGUCUCCCUGUGUCAGACUCAAACACCAGAAUGAACUGUGAGCAGGACUUCGGAGAAGGGGGCAUGAAUGUGACCCUCACUCUCAGGCUGCUCAUGCAUGGGAAGGAGGUUGGAAGCAUCAUAGGGAAGAAAGGAGAGACUGUCAAGCGAAUACGGGAAGAGAGCAGUGCCCGCAUCAACAUCUCGGAGGGUUCUUGUCCAGAACGGAUUAUAACCAUCACAGGCCCCACUGAAUGCGUGUUCCGAGCCUUCACCAUGAUCACAGUCAAACUGGAGGAGGACCUUACUGCUCUUGUGGCCAAUGGUACAGUCUCCAGCAAACCUCCAGUCACCUUACGACUGGUUAUUCCUGCCAGCCAGUGUGGCUCACUCAUUGGAAAGGGUGGUUCAAAAAUCAAGGAGAUCAGAGAGAGCACAGGAGCUCAGGUACAGGUAGCUGGAGACCUCCUUCCAAACUCCACUGAGAGAGGUGUCACAAUAUCUGGCACACAGGACGCCAUCAUCCAAUGUGUCAAACUUAUCUGCACUGUAAUAUUGGAGUCCCCCCCAAAAGGAGCUACUAUUCCAUAUAGACCAAGCCCAACACCUGGAGUGCUUCUUGCUGGAAAUCAGGUACACGGAUUUACCCAGGUGUUUGAAAGCUCUGAAUUUGGGUCACAUCCUCUUUUAUCAGUCACGCAAGGGGGUCUGGAUCUGCAACAAGCAUACACAUUACAAAACCAAUAUGGCAUUCCACACUCAGAGGUGGCUAAACUGCACCAGUUGUCCAUUCAACAGGGUAUUACCUCCAUGGGCCAGCCUGUCCCUCCAAUUCUGCCUGCAGUAGAGUCCAACUCCCAGUCCACGUCCCAGGAGCUCCUCAUUCCAAAUGACCUUAUUGGGUCCAUCAUUGGCAGACAAGGAACCAAAAUCAAUGAAAUCCGGCAAGUUUCAGGGGCACAGAUCAAGAUUGGUAGCCAGCUGGACAGUACCAGUGAUCGGCACGUCACCAUUACAGGCUCCCCCAUCAGCAUCAACCUGGCCCAAUAUCUCAUCACCUCCUGUUUAGAGACCGCCAAAUCCACCGCCCAGUCCUCUUCCAUGUCGACCCCUGUUGACCUGAACAUGAGCUUCACCCAGCCCACCUCCCCUGCUUCGUCCUCUACUGCAGCACUGGCAGCGAUGGGUGGUCUGCCCCAUGCUCCAAUCCUGGGUACCCCCUAUGCCUUUCCCCUCUCCAGCCUCCUAGGAAUGAAAUCCGUCCCCCUCCUGGCACUUUCCACCCCCACUGCCACAGCAGCCGCUGCAGCCCCCACACAUGGGACCCUGGCAUCCUACACCGCCAAAAUAUCCUCAGCCAAUGGGAUCAAGAAGCCAGAAAGACAGAAGUUUGCACCUUACUGAUGUCUACACCUACUCUUACCUUCCUGGUCUUAUCACAUCCACGUUUCUCCUCUUCUCCUGACCCCAGCAGGUGAAGUGUUGGAACCAGGGUGCUUUUCUGUGGCGCUUCCUUACUCUUCAUCUACUGCAGCCAUUGUAGUCAACCUGAGACAAUGCUAUCAGUCCUUAUCUUUACUCUUAUUUCCAAAGGACUGUAAAACAACAGUGGCUAACAUAGACAGAAAUAAUGUUUUCUGGCUAAAAAGCCUCUAAAGCCAUAAAUUGAUCCUUCUAACUUCCCUCUCAACACCUCAGUUUUCCCCAAAUCUACUGUCUCUAUUGAUCUUAUUUAUUGAUAUUAAUGUAUUAUCCCCUUACUAUUUAUGACACUAGUGACUGAUGUGCAACUCUCUAUAUCAGCUUUUUAUGAUUACAGCGCCAUUCCCAUUUAUUGGCACCCCUGGUAAAAAUGUGCAAAAAGAGGUAGUAAAAAUAAUGUUUUGCCGUUUUUAUCUUAGUUUGAACAAUGAGGAAAAAUUCAACCUUGAAUGGAAGCAAAUUCAGUGUGAGAAAAAAUUCUAGUCCUAACGAAAAAAUCCAUAGCAAAAUA